UUCAGAUCUCUAGUAUUUUGCUUUUAUGCUGACAUUUUUUUCUAACUGAUGAUCAUUGUUGUUUUGGUUUAUGAAACGGGUUCUGCGGCUCUAAGUGUUGGAGGUGGAGAGGCGGGUGGUUUAUUUCGGCGGAGUGCAGUAAUGCUGGCCAGAGCCCUGUCCCACUUUGCACAAUGCUGCCCAUCCGUCCCUGUUGCACUGACCGACAUGGCAAUGUUUUACUCCAAGUCGACAGCCAGAGAGUUAAUUUGCCAAUCAAUUUGAACAUACUUGUGUCGUAGACAGGCAUUCACACAAGAAAAAAAUCAGCGAAGUAUCGAGUGAGGAACAAACUGGUUCUGUUACUAUUUUUAACGUGGCUUUAAGGCUGCUGCCAUUCGGUUCACAGUGAUGGAAUGCUUACUUUUAUCAAGAGUGCUGCUACAGGAUGGCCAAUAUUGCCCAAGGAAAAGGAAAGUGGAGGGAAAGUGGGCUGGGAGACGUCAUCGACUUCCUGCUGGCGAAUGCCCGGCUGGUGCUGGGUGUUGGGGGGGCUGCUGUACUUGCUAUCGCCACAGUAGCCGUCAAACGGAUGUUUGACAAGGCCAGUGAUCCACCAGACAUCUCCCUGGACAAGCCAGUCACAGAGCCAGUAAAGGAAGAGUAUAGCUGGAUUGACACAUCCCCAAAACUGCUGAACAUACAGUUAAAUGAAUCUCUGCACAGAAUGCAGAGUACCAAAUCCAACCAUAAACAAGGGAAUUGCCAAGAUAAUUUAUUGGAGAACAUGAAACCUGACAGCAGUAAAGCUGACCACUGUGUCAGUCUGCAGGAGAAGCUUCUAGCCUAUUACACACAUCGAUCCAUUCCUCCCGCAGAGCUUAGCAGAGCCAAGCAGUGCGCAAUGAACAUUUGCAUGGAGCUGCAGAAAUUUCUUCAUAGUAAACAUCCAAGCAUGCCCCUGGAAGAAAUGCAUCUCAGCGGUAGUCUGUACAACGAUCUCCAAAUGGUGGCCCCUGACCACGUUUGCCUGAUGCUGCCACUACUACUCGAGGACAACCUGUGGACCCUCAUUUCAGGGGAAGAAACCAUAUUGAACAUCCCAGAUCUGUGGAUGGUACGGAGGGAUAACAUGGAAUAUUUUCCCCGAGGCAUCAGUUAUUGGGAUCGAUUUAUUGUGGGAAGAUACCUGUCACCAAAAUUAAUCGUAGAGUUGUUCCAUAAGAUGGUGCUGGAGAGUAUGAACUGGCUAGCGAUCGGUACUUUACUGGAUUGCAUCAUUCGACCAGAGGUUUCUGCUGAGGUCUUGCAGUUGAAAGUUCAACACAAUGGGGAGGAACUCCUGGGCAUUGAUAUACUGCCCAUGAUUGAAAUGGAAGAUACCGUACUCCUCUCCAGGCCACAAAUAAGAGGCAAUUAUGUAAACAUAUGGCAGCAGAGUUUCUGGGCUGCUGAGACCAGCAGGCUACGAUCCUUGGACAGUACUGACCUGGGCUUCAGAUUCUGCUGCUUGAAGGUACUGAAAGCUGUCUCCAGGGACCAGCCAUCUCUGCGGAAGCUGACCAGCAGCCAGCUAAUCAAUGUUAUCCUGCACCUGAGCCAAGUGGAAAAAGACUGGACCAAGGAAGCACUGGCUGAGCGGGCCCUUCACGUACUCCAGCAGCUUGUUGGCUACUUGGAAGCGGGCUGCCUGCCAGCCUACUUUAACAACAAGGUGAAUCUAUUGUCUAAUCUGUCAGAGGAAGAAGUCGAUGAAAUUGGUUACACCCUCUACUGCGCUGUGUCACAUUUGGACAUUCUGUUUAAUCAGUGACAAGAACCACAAUGUAAUGUCAUUUCUUGUACGCUAACUUUAAAUCAUUUUUUUUAAAUAAUCUACAAUAUUGGAACUCAUCUUUAAAUUUUAGGUGAUUGCUUUAAAAGAAACACUACAAUUAUCAAGUAUUAACAACUGCUCUUCUACGACCCAAAGUCUGCACUUUAUCAAUGAGCUGAGUGUAUGUCAGUCGGUUGUCUACAAGGGGAGAUACUCCUCUGAAGCUGAUCCUGUCCUUACAGGAUUAUGUGGGUCAUUGGACAGCAAUCCACUGGCACUGAGGCCAAUUAUUGAUUAGCUGACUCAGUAUAGGCCUAGGGAUCCACUCUAGGAUCCUGCUCUGGAUAUUUUUAAUAUAUAAAGGCUUCACAUUCACCUGAUAAAGCCAUCUCAAAGUUCUUAGAUAUUGCUUCAGUGCAAACUAAACAGAAAUAAAGCACAAGUAAAUGAUCAGAACUGAUGCAGAUCUCUCGGGAGCUAAUCAUGUACCCUGGAUCAGUGACUGGUCAGAUUUUGAGGUGCUCCCCUUUCAGGUCUUGACUAGCUGAAAACCAUCCAUGAUUAAUGUCCUAUAUUAAAAAGUGUUUACUGA
Carcharodon carcharias (great white shark) is the source of this 2387-nucleotide messenger RNA. RefSeq names its product mitochondrial dynamics protein MID51-like. Gene Ontology annotation, cellular component: mitochondrial outer membrane. The transcript has 4 exons. Gene Ontology annotation, biological process: positive regulation of mitochondrial fission; mitochondrion organization. Lineage: Eukaryota; Metazoa; Chordata; Chondrichthyes; Lamniformes; Lamnidae. Bases 428 to 1792 code for a protein of 454 amino acids. The record is from RefSeq and is a predicted model, not a curated record.